Molecule: messenger RNA, 2910 nt
Organism: Dryobates pubescens (Downy woodpecker)
Lineage: Eukaryota; Metazoa; Chordata; Aves; Piciformes; Picidae
Gene: CTNNBIP1
Product: catenin beta interacting protein 1
Exons: 6
Coding region: 470-715 (81 amino acids)
Biological process (GO): negative regulation of Wnt signaling pathway
Cellular component (GO): cytosol; beta-catenin destruction complex; nucleus
Molecular function (GO): beta-catenin binding
Source: RefSeq, a predicted model, not a curated record
CCUUCCUGCCGGCUCGCUCUCGGGUGCUGCCUGCGGCGCUGCCGCUGCCCUGGGCGCCGGGACGCGGCGGGUCCCUCCCCCGGAGCCGCCCAGGCACCUCCCUCACUCCCUCCCUCUCCCGCCUUGGGCCGUCGCGGUGAGUCACGACUGAGGAGGCGGCCGCUCCGCUCUGCUCGGCUCCGUUCGACUCGCCCGCCCGUUCUGAGCGCGCCCGGCUGCCGCCGCCGCCGCCCGUGCCGCAGGACCGCCGGGGCCGGCCCGGCCCCGCACGCAGCACCAUCGCCUGUCCACGAACUUCAUUUGCCUAAGAGAGCAGAUAGACCAGAAUGAGCAAGGCUACGGAGUGUUAAUAGGGCUGUUUCCUUGUGCAUUUCUUCCAGCUGCAGUCAUUAAUCUGGACUAAACACCUGGGUUAUCUGAUCUUCUGUGGUUUUUAGAAGCAGGAAAUUCAGGAGCUGGCAGGAGGGGAAUGAACCGAGAGGGUGUCCCCGGAAAGAGUCCGGAGGAGAUGUAUAUUCAGCAAAAAGUGAGAGUCCUGCUCAUGCUGAGGAAGAUGGGAUCAAAUCUGACUGCUAGUGAAGAGGAGUUCUUGCGCACGUAUGCGGGUGUAGUGAAUAGCCAACUUAGCCAGCUUCCUCAACACUCAAUUGAUCAGGGUGCUGAGGAUGUUGUGAUGGCAUUUUCCAGAUCAGAGACAGAAGACAGAAGACAGUAACUACAGGACACCUGAACAUGACAGAAGUGGAGAGGACAGUGAGACUCCUGAAGCUACAGGAGGAUGGCUGAGCGUUAAUAAGUUCCUUUGCCCACCCUAAUUGUUCCUUGGUAUCCCUUCUCCUUUGUCAUUUAGGUUCCCUUUGCCCAAUCCUCAGAAUGAAUCUCACAGCCAUCUGUUCCUGUAAGUUUUUGGUACUCAGCUGGGCUGUGUUAGUUAAGGACAGACCUAAAGGUGUAUUUUUGAUUGGCUCCAGGCUGUGGUUGGCUAAAGGAAGACAAGUUUUCCAAACUUGACCAAUGAAAACCUUUUAUCUUGCAUUUUAUUUUGUAUUUUAAAGAAAAUCUCUUGACAUCCUACUUCUAAAGAAGCUUUUCAUGCAGUGGUGCUUAUUUAGGUCAAACUUGUGAAUUUGAAGAGGGUUUGAUUUGGCUGCAUAGAACUGGAAGCAACUUGUGGUUGGUUGACAAUGCAAAUGCUUUCUCUUCAGUUGGCUUGCAGGUAUUUACUGACUUCCACAUUUUCAUGGCAGAAAGCUGAUGUUUUGGUGCAUAGGUUAUUUCUUUAUACUUACUGACCUGGGACGGGGGAAAGACAAAUGUGCUUUGCAAUAUUUAUUACAUCUACACACAUAUAAACGCUUGCUUUUGGGGGAUUGUUUUGGGUUUUUUGAUUGGCUCUGAAGUCAUGUUUUUGAUUUCCUAUUGGCUGCAGUGUGUCUGAUGCAAUCAGUUUUUCCAUUCUCAUCUGCUCUGUGGCCUCAAGCUCUUUUGGGAGCGUGUGUCGAAAGCAGAUUUAGUUCAAUAAGUCUACCUGGUUUAGCUGGCACAUGGAGAUCCCCAGGGGUUCUGUGCAGCUCUGUGGGCUCCACUGUGAGCUCCUGGGAGACCCAGCUGUUCAGGUGGCUUCUCUUUUUGCUUCUGACAGAGGAGCUGUAGAUAUAUUUGCAGGAAUUGCAAGAAUGAGAUCUAUGGCUGUGACAUAAAUUUGCCAAACUUAUAUAAAGAAUAUGUGAACUUGUUUGAAAUACUACAUAGAGUUCCACUUUAACCCUUUAAUUGCUGCACAAGACUAGCUCUCACAUAAGGAAAAAUUAAUGGUCAUUAACUUAAAUCAAACUUGCACUGGGCUUUAAUAAACUUAAGGUUCUAGUCACUUGAAAAGCUGUAUGUGGUUUGGCUCCCUGCAAUUCUUUGAUACAGAAUUUAUCUGGAUCCUAAGAUAAUACCAUUUUCUUCAGGCCCUGUUUCAAGAGGCAGUAGUACUGCACUGAGGUGUCCAGUAGUGACACACUGAGGUGUUUCUCUCUCUCACACAGAGACAAAAUCACACACAGAUUUACAGACUGAAAAACCUGCAGUGAAAUUCCCAGAGUGCACUGACUGUUCUGGAAUCUGCACAUUACAUUUCUAUCACUGCUGCCUAAAUCCUAGCACUUCAUUUUCUCUCAUGUGUGCAGAUCAUUUUUACAAUACUUCUAGGUUUUCCUGUGGGUUGCACUGACUUUCAAAUGUUUCAAACUCUUAUUAAAGCAGAACUGCAUUCACCCACUCCUGGUUCCUUUUCAUGUGGUUGUUAGUUAUUUGAAGUAACUCUUGCAGAAUCUGACUGUGACAACGUGACCAUUUUUGUGGUGAGAAAUUAUGACAGGAUGCUGUUAUGGGCUCAAAAUGGGGGAGAAGCUUGAGAAAAACCAUGGAAUGCAUGCACAAGGAAGAAUGGACUUGUGAGCACAAGGAGGGAUGUGAUCUUGAGCAAAUAAAUACUGUGUAAUAACUCUGCAUCUGUUUGUGAAAAAGAUCCUUUUGAUUCAAUUGCAGCUUUGUACAGUUCAAUGUGAAAGAAAAACUUUUACCCCUGUUUGUUGGGACCACAUAAGAAAAUUUCUUCAUUAAAAUAAACCAGGAAGGAGCACAAAGAAUUUGUUACAUUACAUUUUGACUUAGCUGCCUAAGAGGCACUUGAACUUUGGUGCAAAGGGGAGCAGCCCUUAAAGGGUUAAUUGGCGGGGAUAGGUGUGUUUCUGGCUUCGUUGAAGGGAUUGGAUUGUGGUGGCCUGUCAUUGUCAAGCUAACAUGCAUCCUCCAUGUGUAUCUAUGGCAUUUCUGAGCUGUUAAGUCUUAACAAGGAAAAAAGUGAAGUGUUGAUGUGGUUUAAUCUUUUCACUAAAAAUGUAACUGUUGGAGGGGGGGAGA